Messenger RNA from Sitodiplosis mosellana (orange wheat blossom midge), 1182 nucleotides. Its product is annotated as zinc finger protein Xfin-like. The record is from RefSeq and is a predicted model, not a curated record. Gene Ontology annotation, biological process: regulation of transcription by RNA polymerase II. The transcript has a single exon. The coding region runs from base 1 to 1182 and encodes 393 amino acids. Gene Ontology annotation, molecular function: RNA polymerase II cis-regulatory region sequence-specific DNA binding; DNA-binding transcription factor activity. NCBI's taxonomy places the organism in Eukaryota, Metazoa, Arthropoda, Insecta, Diptera, Cecidomyiidae.
AUGAAUGGUCGAAAUGGGAAACCGCCUGAUAAAGGCAAACCAAACACAACUCCACAUCAAGGCGUUGAAUCCAUUUUGAAUGGAACCGAAAUAAAACAAGAGCCGACAGUCAAGCUAGAGCCCGGGUAUGCAGUUGACAUGGUCACAGUAUUGUCAUUGGAACGUGCUGCAAGUGGGUCAUCAAUCAAUUCGAUUAGCAGCGACCAAACGAGUUGCACAUAUGAUUUCAUCGAUGUUUAUGAUUCAGCUGAUGUUAAGUCGGAGGUGAAGAAGGAGGUUGACAAAGAUUCGGUUGAAGAUCGUGAAAAAGAUAAAGUUGGAUCAUCAUCGCAAAAUGAUGCACAGGACUCGCGACCAAACCGAAAGCAAUUGAAACCAAAACGUGGACCACAUGGCGCCAAGAAAGCCAAGAAGAGUGUUGCUGCAGCAAUAAAUAAGCCCAAAGCAGACAUUGGCAGCAACAAGAAAAAGUCGAUUACACCGAUGAAAACGGCCAAACAACACAAUUGCUCAUCAUGUGACUACACCACUUCACGUAAAGAUGAUUUAGGGAAGCACAUGUACACGUACAGGCACACAGGUGAAAAGCCUUUCCCAUGCACUCAUUGUACGAAACGAUUCCCACGAAAAGACUAUCUUCAAUCGCACAUGCGAACGCACGUCAGCGAAUUUUUGUUCAGUUGCUCGAAUUGUUUGAAAGGAUUUGCUCAAGAAGCUGCGAAAUCGGAACACGAAAUCAAUUGCAUGGUUCGACGCUUUGAAUGUCACUUGUGCAAAGAAUACUCCACUUUGGUUAAGUCAGAUUUGGUCUUUCAUAUGCGUGCGCACCAUACUGGCGAGAGACCUUUCCGAUGUGACCAAUGUUCAAAGAAAUUCAGCACAGCAGGUGACCUUAAUCGUCAUAUAAAAUCUCACAACAUUUCUCGUCCAUUGAAGUUCAAGUGCUCUGUUUGCUAUCGAAACUUCCCUCAACAAAAGGAAAAGGAUGAACAUGAGGCGAAGUGCAAGCGGCGUGGUUAUGAAUGUUACGCUUGCAAGGAAUACAUAACCCAUAGGUCGGAUAGUUUGAAGGCUCAUAUGCGAAUUCACAGCGAUGAAAAAUCGUUUCUAUGCAAAAUUUGCCAUAAAUCAUUUCCACAAACAUCAAGUCUGGUAAGACAUUUGCGACGCAUACACAAGUAA